Molecule: messenger RNA, 1786 nt
Organism: Bursaphelenchus xylophilus (pine wood nematode)
Lineage: Eukaryota; Metazoa; Nematoda; Chromadorea; Rhabditida; Aphelenchoididae
Source: the annotation of a GenBank genome assembly
AUGCCAGAGGGAAUAAUUGUGCUUCCUAAAGAUUCCGAACUGAGAUAUGUGAGAAGAAUGGAGGACUACGACUUCCAUGAGCUGAUUGGAGAAGGGACUUAUGGCUCGGUUUACAGAGCCACCCAUAAAAGGUCAAAAAAGAGCUUUGCUGUGAAAGUGAUGAAAUUAUUUGAAGAUGAUGAGGUAAGACGGAACUGAUUUGAAUAACUUUUUGAUAGGGGAUCCCCAGUGCUGCUUUAAGGGAAGUUGCUCUUCUUAAAGUACUCAAUCAUCCAAAUGUAAUGAGAUUGGAAGAAGUCCAACACGAUCAAGAAAGCUUGUUUAUUGUGGUCGAACAAUGUGAUAUUGAUCUGAAGAAAUACUUUGACACCCUGGAGGAGCCAUUGAGUCUUACGAUUGUAAAAGAUUUGACCAAACAAGUCCUCAGUGGACUCUUACAUUGUCACCUGAAACAAGUAUUGCAUCGAGAUCUGAAACCUCAGAAUCUUCUUUUAAAUUUAAAUAACAUGCAGGUAAAAUUGGCAGAUUUUGGGUUGGCCAGGGCGUUUGGAAUCCCUGUUAGAUGUUUUAGUAACGAGGCGAGUCGGUUGGUAAUGAUAUAAUCUUGUCCUAGGUAGUCACUUUGUGGUAUAGACCUCCGGAUAUACUAUUUGGUGCUAAAUUGUACACAUCCUCGGUCGAUAUAUGGUCGGCUGGUUGCAUUUUUGCAGGUGGGUGUCUUUUAGGUCAAGAGCAAAGUCAUCUAAUUCAUUUGGAUUCUAGAAAUUGCGAAUACGGGUAAGCCAUUGUUCUGUGGGAACAAUGUGACAGAUCAGCUUCGAUUGAUAUUCCGAGUAACUGGAGUCCCUUCAGAAUAUUCAUGGCCUGGGGUCACAAAACUCCCUGAUUACAAGCCGAUUGUUCCAUUUUCUCCUUCCAUUACUUUGGACGAAGCUGUUCCUCGAUUAGAUGCCUCAGGACUUUCACUUCUCAAAGCAAGUUUUUACCAUUUACGGUUUGAGUAGUACUUUUUUUAAAAGUAUUUUUUGAAAUUUUUCAAAAAAUACUAGAUAUAGGGGUUUUCGAGGGUGGCAAUUUCGAAAAUCGUGUUAAUUUUUUCUGCACUUUCCUAGCUCGCGACCUAGGUCGUGACCGAGGUCAAGGAGGUUGCCCAAAAUUUCCCGAAAAUGGUCUCAAUGCUUGACUAUGAUGGUCAAGACACUUUCUUUAGGUUAGGUCGUCACUGAGCUCACGACCUUGGUUUCUAAAAUGACAUUAAUUUUUUUUAUCUUUACUUUUUUGUUUGAUUUUUUCACAAAUACUCGAUUUGGGAGGUUUCAACCUUGCUGAUUUCGAAAAUCUUAUUCAUUUUUUCUGAUUUGAAAGCAGCAAGGUCGAAACCCUACUUGAAGAAAAAAGUAAAGAUAAAAAAAAUUAAUGCCAUUUUCGAAAUCAGCACUCUCGAUUAGAUUAUUCUAAUUUCGACACUUGCAUCAAAGAAAAAUAACACUUUUCGGUUUCCCCAAUCGUACUUCUACCCAAUCAUCUUUUUUCCCAAUCGUCCCAGUUCCAUAGACCAAAAAAUUUGAAAAACUUAUGGGGACCCUAAUAAUAUAAUAAGGACAGAAACGCAAUAUUCGCACUUCUUGAGGUCACAGAGACAAACAAUGAAUCCCAUUUUUUUGCAAUCGCUGUUGUAUUGCUCAUGGCCGUUAUUUCGAAAUUUUCUUUUCAGAAGAUGCUCGUUUGUAAUCCUUCGGAACGGAUCUCAGCCCAGUCAGCCCUUGAACACCCCUUCUUGAACUGA